AUGUUCGCACGAAACAACCGGGAGCUGGGCAAGAACCCAUGGGUAAAGGUCAAGGUGGAUACAGGUGACGCUGUGCCCGUAUACAUGCUGCCGUACUGUAUGGGAAAGGCCGAGUGGGAAGCCGCUGACACUGAGAUCAGCAAAAUCACCGAUGCUGGUCAUCAAGAAGCAGUCAUCAAGAAGCAGUCAUCAAGAAGCUUCUUGAUGACCAGCAUCAAGAAGCAGUCGGGCGGCCUGCGAUGUGUGGUGGACUUGUGCCGCCUCAACCAGGUGCUGAAGCUGCAGCCUUACCUGAUGGGCAACAUCCAGGACAUCUUGGACUCGGUCGCUCCACCUGUGGGGCAGAAGCGAUACUACUACUCAUUCGACAUGGUGUCCGGAUUCUUCAGCCUUGAGCUGGCCGACCAAGAGAGCAUGCAACGCCCUAUCUUCUUCACUACUUUGCUGCGCAAGAUCCUGGCCCCUAUGCUACUUGACGGCGGCCCGACCCUACCUGGGGCCACAGCGGAUGAGGACGCACUGAUGACUCCACCCCUGAAGUGCGCCACUCCGGAUCAGCGCUGCGUGGAGCAUGAACGGUGUCAGCAGAAGUCGCGGCAAGUACCACCUCGAGCGCACAGCAUGUCGCGCUCCAUCAGAGUUGAUAAGGAUAUCGUGUACCUCAUAAAAUUGACUUGCUCCUCCGCAGCUUCUGACAGGGCCUCCGCAGCUUCUGCCCUCGCCUUCUCGGCAUCUGCGCGCCGACCCAGCUCCUGA
Volvox carteri f. nagariensis is the source of this 756-nucleotide messenger RNA. RefSeq lists its product as uncharacterized. The transcript is spliced from 3 exons. The record is from RefSeq and is a predicted model, not a curated record. The coding region runs from base 1 to 756 and encodes 251 amino acids. NCBI's taxonomy places the organism in Eukaryota, Viridiplantae, Chlorophyta, Chlorophyceae, Chlamydomonadales, Volvocaceae.